Molecule: messenger RNA, 2541 nt
Organism: Rangifer tarandus platyrhynchus (Svalbard reindeer)
Lineage: Eukaryota; Metazoa; Chordata; Mammalia; Artiodactyla; Cervidae
Source: the annotation of a GenBank genome assembly
AUGGACAAGAAGGCCAACAUCCGGAACAUGUCUGUUAUUGCCCAUGUGGACCAUGGCAAGUCCACUCUGACGGACUCCCUGGUGUGCAAGGCGGGUAUCAUCGCCUCUGCCCGGGCUGGGGAGACUCGCUUCACUGACACCCGGAAGGACGAGCAGGAGCGUUGCAUCACCAUCAAGUCAACGGCUAUCUCCCUUUUCUAUGAGCUUUCAGAGAACGACUUGAAUUUCAUCAAGCAGAGCAAGGAUGGCUCUGGCUUCCUCAUCAACCUCAUCGACUCCCCUGGGCACGUUGACUUUUCUUCAGAGGUGACAGCCGCGCUCCGUGUCACUGAUGGUGCCUUGGUGGUAGUGGACUGUGUGUCGGGUGUGUGUGUGCAGACAGAGACGGUGCUGCGCCAGGCCAUCGCUGAGCGCAUCAAGCCGGUGCUGAUGAUGAACAAGAUGGACCGGGCCCUGCUUGAGCUGCAGCUGGAGCCUGAGGAGCUCUACCAAACCUUCCAGCGCAUCGUGGAGAACGUCAACGUCAUUAUCUCCACCUAUGGCGAGGGCGAGAGCGGCCCCAUGGGCAACAUCAUGAUUGACCCUGUCCUUGGUACUGUUGGCUUUGGGUCUGGUCUCCACGGUUGGGCCUUUACCCUGAAGCAGUUUGCAGAGAUGUAUGUGGCCAAGUUUGCCGCCAAGGGCGAGGGGCAGCUGGGGCCUGCUGAGCGGGCCAAGAAGGUGGAGGACAUGAUGAAAAAGCUGUGGGGAGACCGAUACUUUGAUCCAGCCACCGGCAAGUUCAGCAAGUCAGCCAACAGCCCUGAUGGCAAGAAGCUGCCACGAACGUUCUGCCAGCUCAUCUUGGACCCAAUCUUCAAGGUGUUUGAUGCAAUCAUGAACUUCAAGAAAGAGGAGACGGCAAAACUAAUUGAAAAACUGGACAUCAAGUUGGACAGUGAAGAUAAGGACAAGGAGGGCAAACCACUUCUGAAGGCUGUGAUGCGCCGCUGGCUGCCUGCUGGGGACGCCCUGCUGCAGAUGAUCACCAUCCACCUGCCUUCCCCUGUGACGGCCCAGAAGUACCGCUGUGAGCUCCUGUACGAGGGGCCCCCAGACGAUGAGGCAGCCAUGGGCAUUAAAAGCUGUGAUCCCAAAGGCCCUCUCAUGAUGUACAUUUCCAAAAUGGUGCCGACCUCUGACAAAGGUCGGUUCUAUGCUUUCGGCCGGGUCUUCUCAGGGCUGGUGUCCACUGGACUGAAGGUCCGCAUCAUGGGACCCAACUAUACUCCUGGGAAGAAGGAGGACCUGUACCUGAAGCCGAUCCAGAGGACAAUCCUGAUGAUGGGCCGUUACGUGGAGCCCAUCGAGGAUGUGCCUUGUGGCAACAUUGUGGGCCUGGUGGGUGUGGACCAGUUCCUGGUGAAGACUGGCACCAUCACCACCUUCGAGCAUGCCCACAACAUGCGAGUGAUGAAGUUCAGUGUGAGCCCUGUUGUCAGGGUCGCUGUGGAGGCCAAGAACCCAGCCGACCUGCCCAAGCUGGUGGAAGGUCUGAAGCGGCUGGCCAAGUCAGACCCCAUGGUUCAGUGCAUCAUUGAGGAGUCUGGGGAGCACAUCAUCGCAGGGGCUGGGGAGCUGCACUUGGAGAUUUGCCUCAAGGACCUGGAGGAGGAUCACGCCUGCAUCCCCAUCAAGAAAUCUGACCCAGUUGUCUCAUACCGGGAGACUGUCAGUGAGGAGUCGAACGUGCUCUGCCUGUCCAAGUCCCCCAACAAGCACAAUAGGCUUUACAUGAAGGCGCGGCCCUUCCCUGACGGCCUGGCUGAGGACAUCGACAAGGGCGAGGUGUCCGCCCGCCAGGAGCUCAAGCAGCGGGCCCGCUACCUGGCUGAGAAGUACGAGUGGGAUGUGGCCGAGGCCCGUAAGAUCUGGUGCUUCGGCCCUGAUGGCACGGGCCCCAACAUCCUCACGGACAUCACCAAGGGUGUGCAGUACCUCAAUGAAAUCAAGGACAGUGUGGUGGCUGGCUUCCAGUGGGCCACCAAGGAGGGGGCGCUGUGCGAGGAGAACAUGCGGGGGGUGCGCUUUGAUGUCCAUGAUGUGACACUGCACGCUGAUGCCAUCCACCGUGGGGGUGGCCAGAUCAUCCCCACGGCUCGGCGCUGCCUGUAUGCCAGUGUGCUGACUGCCCAGCCCCGGCUCAUGGAGCCCAUCUAUCUUGUGGAGAUCCAGUGUCCGGAACAAGUGGUUGGUGGCAUCUACGGUGUCUUGAACAGGAAGCGGGGUCACGUCUUUGAGGAGACCCAGGUGGCCGGCACCCCUAUGUUUGUUGUGAAGGCCUACCUUCCUGUCAAUGAGUCCUUCGGCUUCACUGCUGACCUGAGGUCCAACACGGGCGGCCAGGCCUUCCCCCAGUGUGUGUUCGACCACUGGCAGAUCCUGCCCGGUGACCCUUUUGACAACACCAGCCGCCCUAGUCAAGUGGUGGCGGAGACGCGCAAGCGCAAAGGCCUGAAAGAAGGCAUCCCAGCCCUGGACAACUUCCUGGACAAGUUGUAG